Argentina anserina (silverweed cinquefoil) is the source of this 852-nucleotide messenger RNA. Its product is annotated as early light-induced protein 2, chloroplastic-like. The coding region runs from base 87 to 680 and encodes 197 amino acids. NCBI's taxonomy places the organism in Eukaryota, Viridiplantae, Streptophyta, Magnoliopsida, Rosales, Rosaceae. The record is from RefSeq and is a predicted model, not a curated record. The transcript is spliced from 2 exons.
UUCUCUCUCGUCUUCUAAGUUCGAUCUUCUACUUCCCCAACCUCCUUGAGCACAUACCUGUUGUUUAAUCAAGAAGCAUAUAUAGAAUGGCUGCUUCAGCUUCCAUGCAAUCGAUAUUCCUAGCAAACUCCAUCGCUUAUGGAGCUGCCAAAAGGAGCUCAGUCAGAGGAAACCAACUUGUACCAACUCUUCACAGGUACCCUAAUAUGAGGGUGCGCUCCAUGGCUGAGGGUGAUCUUCCUGAGGAGAAGCCAUCUGCAAUUUCAGAACCAUCAAAGAUCCCACCAGCAGCACCAACACCUACACCUUUCCCACCACCAUCCAGGACUCCCAAAGUUAGCACCAAGUUCGGGGAUGUUUUCGCCUUCAGUGGUCCAGCACCGGAAAGAAUCAACGGCAGACUCGCAAUGGUUGGCUUUGUUUCAGCUCUUGCAGUUGAAUUGUUAAAGGGUCAGGAUGUGUUUUCUCAGAUCUCCGAUGGUGGAGUUUCAGUGUUUCUUGGCACUAGCAUUUUGCUAUCCGUUGCAUCCGUGAUUCCUCUAUUUCAAGGAGUCAGUGUGGAGUCGAAAUCAAAGGGGCUCAUGACCUCAGAUGCUGAGUUGUGGAAUGGAAGAUUGGCCAUGUUGGGUUUGGUGGCUUUGGCUUUCACUGAGUAUGUCAAGGGUGGAACCCUAAUUUGAUUGGGUCACAUAUAAUGCAAUUGGCCGGAGUUUAACUUGCUAGAUAGCGUUCAAACUCGAUACAUUGUAAAAGUAGGAUUUUCCAAUUUCUAUUAAUCACUUAGAGAAAUUAUUAUAAUCAGUUAUGGUGUUAUACUAUUUGCGGAUUAAAAUGUAUAAUUUGUUAAUUUGG